GCGCCGGAAUGAUGCGUCCCAACCGCGGCUUCAUCCUGCUGCUGCUGAACGGCACCGCUUGUUUGGUGGCCUUGGGUCAAGAAGAAGACUCGUCCAGCCCCAAGAGUUCUUCAGACGACUCCUCCUCUUCCAAGACGGUGGGCCUCCUGAGCGGGCAGACUCCCCUCUCGCCUCUGAGUCGCUGGAUGCUCCACAGUAAAAGCCGAGCCGCCAACGCCACCUCCCUGGAACUGCCCUACCGCUCCCCGGUCCCCUUCGCCAAGCAGGAGUUUUCUAAACAGGAGUUCUGGGAGAUGUUGGGCAGCGACCUUCUGAAGCCCGACGCCUCGAGCUCUAGGGUCAAACGCCGGCCCAUCGUCAAAACCGGCAAGUUCAAGAAGAUGUUCGGCUGGGGAGACUUCUACUCCAACAUCAAGACGGUGCGGCUUAACCUGCUGAUCACCGGCAAGAUCGUGGACCACGGUAAUGGCACGUUCAGCGUCUACUUCCGCCACAACUCCACAGGCCAGGGCAACAUCUCGGUCAGCCUGGUGCCUCCCGUCAAAGCGGUGGAGUUCGACCUGGAGCGCCAGAGCGUAGUCUACCCCAAGGACUCCAAGAUCUUCAACUGCCGCGUGGACUAUGAGAAGGUGGAUCGCAGCAAGCGCACCUCGCUGUGCAACUACGACCCGUCCAAGACCUGCUUCCAGGAGCAGAUCCAGAGCCACGUGUCUUGGAUUUGCUCCAAGCCUUUCAAAGUCAUCUGUAUCUACAUUUCUUUCUACAGUACGGACUACCGCCUGGUCCAGAAGGUUUGCCCGGACUAUAACUACCAUAACGAGAUGCCCUACCUGCCUUCGGGCUAG
Messenger RNA from Sphaeramia orbicularis (orbiculate cardinalfish), 845 nucleotides. Its product is annotated as neurexophilin-1-like. The record is from RefSeq and is a predicted model, not a curated record. Bases 9 to 845 code for a protein of 278 amino acids. Gene Ontology annotation, molecular function: signaling receptor binding. The transcript has 2 exons. Lineage: Eukaryota; Metazoa; Chordata; Actinopteri; Kurtiformes; Apogonidae.